Molecule: messenger RNA, 3323 nt
Organism: Malania oleifera
Lineage: Eukaryota; Viridiplantae; Streptophyta; Magnoliopsida; Santalales; Ximeniaceae
Exons: 19
Coding region: 226-3090 (954 amino acids)
Cellular component (GO): Golgi apparatus; endoplasmic reticulum
Source: RefSeq, a predicted model, not a curated record
AAUUGCCAAUUUAAUCUUAGCUCCGGGAAGCUAGUAGCCAACAACGUCAAGUCAUCCCUGUAAGGCUGCGACUCACAUACCAUUCCACGAGCCUUGAAACGGCACCGAAGCCAUCGUUUCGAACGUACUCCAUAUUACGUGUGCUAGAAUAUCUCUGCUCUUCUCGCUCGCUCGCUCGCUUUCGCUUCUUCCCAAGGCAAAUCUUUUUCUGCUUUCAGCCGACGGAUGGGAUGGGGAAACAUCUAUGGAAGGCGUCUGAAAGUGUUUACAGCUGCUUUAAUAAUCUACCUUGAUUAUAAGACUUUACAGCAGAGAGAAAAAUGGAUUAGCACACAUAAAAGAGCUGCUCUAUGGGAAAAGGCUCAUCAACGCAAUGCUAAGCGUGUUCUCAGUUUGAUAAUAGAGUUGGAAGGUUUGUGGGUGAAACUUGGACAGUAUUUAUCUACACGUGCUGAUGUGCUUCCUGAGGCCUAUAUAUGCCUUCUCAAGCAGCUACAAGAUUCACUUCCUCCUCGCCCUUUGCAAGAGGUUUGCCGGACUAUACAGAAAGAGCUGGGGAAGUCUAUGGAUGAUCUGUUCUUAGAUUUUGUCAAAAUUCCUUUAGCAACAGCAUCAAUAGCACAAGUUCAUCGUGCAACUCUUCGUAAUGGCCAGGAGGUGGUCGUUAAAGUACAGCAUGAGGGCAUCAAAACAGUCAUAUUGGAGGACCUAAAGAAUGCAAAAUCAAUAGUAGAUUGGAUAGCAUGGGCGGAACCUCAGUUUGACUUCAGCCCAAUGAUAGAGGAAUGGUGCAGAGAAGCCCCCAAAGAACUUGACUUCAAUCGUGAAGCUGAAAAUACCAGAGUCGUCGCUAGAAACUUAGGCUGCAGAGACAAACACGAUGAUAAUGUGCCUGUCAAUAAAGUGCACGUGUUAAUUCCAGAAGUUAUUCAGUCUACUGAAAAAGUCCUCAUUUUAGAGUAUAUGGAUGGGAUUCGUUUGAAUGACUCUGAAUCAUUGGAAGCUUUUGAUGUUGACAAGCAAAAGAUUGUUGAAGAAAUAACGCGUGCAUAUGCUCACCAAAUUUAUGUAGAUGGAUUUUUUAAUGGGGAUCCUCAUCCUGGAAAUUUUCUUGUUAGCAAGGAGCCUCCACAUUGUCCAAUUUUGCUUGACUUUGGCCUUACAAAGUUGCUAUCAAGCCCUAUUAAACGAGCACUUGCUAAAAUGUUUCUGGCUGCUGCUGAGGGGGACCAUGUGGCUCUUUUAUCUUCAUUUGCAGAAAUGGGACUUAAGUUGCGGCUGGAUAUACCAGAGCAAGCUAUGGAGGUUACAAGUAUAUUCUUUCGUACUUCAACACCGGCAAAUGAAGCUCUUGCAAACAUGCAAUCUUUUGCUGAGCAAAGAACCAAAAAUAUGAAAGUUGUUCAGGAAAAGAUGAAGCUCAGCCAAAAAGAAGUUAAACGCUUUAAUCCUGUUGAUGCUUUUCCGGGUGAUAUCGUAAUUUUUUCACGGGUCCUCAAUCUUCUCAGAGGGCUUUCAUCUAUGAUGAAUGUUCGCAUAAUUUAUUUGGAUAUAAUGAAACCAUUUGCUGAAUCUGUUUUACAAGGAGACAUAAAUAAAGGACCAGCAGUUAAUUCAGAAUGGAUCUACAACACACCUGUCCAUUCUGAUGUGGAGGCUAAGCUGAGGAAGUUCUUAAUUGAGCGGGGGAAUGAUAAUAAAAUACUUGGAAUCCAGGUAUGUGCCUACAAGGAUGGACAGGUUGUUAUUGAUACUGCAGCGGGAGUGCUUGGGAAAUAUGAUCCUCGUCCAGUUCAGCCUGAUAGUCUAUUUCCUGUGUUUUCUGCAACAAAGGGUAUUACAGCAGGAAUGUUACAUUGGCUCAUUGACAAUGGGAAACUGAAGCUUGAGGAAAAUGUUGCAAAUAUUUGGCCGGAAUUCAGAUCAAAUAAAAAAGAUCAAAUAAAGGUUCAUCAUGUGCUUAACCACACAUCUGGUUUGCACAAUGCAUUGGCUGAACUUAUGAGAGAGAAUCCCUUCUUGAUGGCUGACUGGGACGAGUGUUUGAAUCGCAUUACUAUGUCAGUCCCUGAGACUGCACCCGGCAGUAAACAGUUGUAUCAUUAUCUAUCUUUUGGUUGGUUAUGUGGUGGAAUUAUUGAGCAUGCAUCCGGGAAGAAAUUUCAGCAGAUUCUUGAAGAAGCAUUUAUUCACCCCCUUGAUAUCAACGGCGAGCUUUACAUUGGAAUUCCUCCAGGCGUCGAAUCUCGGCUUGCAACACUAACCGUAGAUAUGGAUGAUUUCCACAUGGUAUCAUCAGUGAUGAGAGAUCGUCCCGAGCUUCCUUCCAGCUUCCAGCCAGGCAACAUUGUUCAGAUGGCAACCACUCUUCCUGCUCUGUUUAACACAUUAAAUGCUCGACGUGCCAUAAUACCUGCUGCUAAUGGACAUUGCUCAGCCCGUGCGCUGGCACGCUACUAUGCAACCUUAGCUGAUGGAGGCAUUGUCCCACCCCCACAUUCCUCCUCUUCCAUGCCACUGCUUGGGAGUCAUCCCCACAUCCCCAAAUUCUCUUCUGAGAAACCUUCCAAGAAGCAGAAAGUUAAAUUGAGCAAGGAGCAAAAAUGCGGUAAAGAUUUUGCUAGUCCUGACCAUUACAUUCGGCUUCCUACCAAUAUUAGUAGCAUUGGUAGCGAUCCUAGUACAAGUAUUGACAUUGUAAGUGAUGAUGGUCCUCAAAAUCACACUGUUGGUAAAGUUUUUAGUAACCCGAAAAUUCAUGAUGCAUUCUUGGGUGCGGGUGAGUACGAGAACAUGGCCCUCCCAAAUGGGAAAUUUGGGCUAGGGUUCAAGAGGUACCAUUUGGAGGACGGAUCACUGUGUGGCUUUGGGCACUCAGGCAUGGGCGGGUCAACAGGCUUAUGUGACAUAAAUCACAGGUUUGCUAUUGCUGUGACUCUGAACAAAAUGUCUAUUGGGAUCAUGACUGGGGAGAUCAUUCGGUUUGUAUGCUCAGAGCUGAAUGUGCCAGUACCGGAGGGGUUUUUAACGGCCGGUGGGCGGGGAGAUGAUAACCAGUUAAAUCUAGGGAAGCAGCCCCUGAUUAACUGAGAAUGCAAAAGCUUUUUCCUUUCCCGCAUUCUUGUUACCUCUUACAACACAAUAUAAUUUUUGAACAAAGUUCUUAUGUGCCCAGUUAUGCGGCUAAUAUGCAGUGCAUUAAGGUAGUGUGAUUUAUACAUAGAACAAUUGUACAUGAAAAUUUAUACAGAGUAUACAGUUGAUACAUAAAUAUAUUUAUUGCAGGCCAAAAGAAAGUAAGGACGGAUCCAGUUUGAAUUGAA